This is a messenger RNA of Anopheles coluzzii, 6279 nucleotides long. RefSeq names its product chitin synthase chs-2 (gene kkv). Gene Ontology annotation, cellular component: cell septum; cell periphery. The transcript is spliced from 9 exons. The coding region runs from base 286 to 5130 and encodes 1614 amino acids. NCBI's taxonomy places the organism in Eukaryota, Metazoa, Arthropoda, Insecta, Diptera, Culicidae. The record is from RefSeq and is a predicted model, not a curated record. Gene Ontology annotation, molecular function: chitin synthase activity.
UCGGAAGCAACGAGAGACGAGUUUGUGCCCUUCGCGGUUUGUGCAAAGUCGGUGUGUGAUCGAUGGUGCCUGCUCGUCUUCACUAGUGCCCAGUGUGCCUUCAGAAAACUACGAAAUUUGUGCUUUGGAAGCUAUAAGUCUAACGAAACUGUGUUGAAUUAAGCGUCAUCUCAGUAUCUUUGAGAAAGUGUUAUUGUGUUGAAGUUGUGCUAUCUAAGGAUACAACUGAGAUUAUUCGGAGAAUAGGUGCUAUCAAUCGAAAGCCACCCUCCGCAUGGCACCAGAAUGUACCGGAAAGUGAACAGUGCUGCAGUGCCAGCAGCAUCGGUCCCAACAACGCCCAGCAGCAAUGGCAGCGGGACGGCCAUGAACGGGAUGGCGCUGCCGGGACUUCCCAAGCCGCAGCGCAACGGGACAGAGGCUAACAACUACAUCGGCUAUCAGAGCCAUCACUAUUGCCGUGUGGCCAACGAUAUCGACGACGAGGACGAAUAUCUCAUUCAGCGCACCGUACAGGAAACGAAAGGAUGGGACGUCUUCCGGGAUCCUCCGAUCAAGGAGGAUACGGGCUCGAUGGCGGACCAGGCCUGCCUCGAUCUGACGAUCAAGAUCCUGAAGAUCUUCGCCUACCUCAUCACCUUCGUGAUCGUGCUGCUCGGUGGCGUCGUGGCCAAGGGCUGCGUACUGUUCAUGUCGUCGCAGUUGCGCCGCGACCGGAAGAUUACCUACUGCAACCGUGAUCUGGCGCGGGACAAAUCGUUCAUCGUGUCGCUGCCGGAGGAGGAGCGGAUAGCGUGGAUGUGGGCGCUGAUGAUAGCGUUCGCCGUGCCCGAGAUCGGCACCUUCAUCCGGUCGACGCGUAUCUGCUUCUUCAAGUCGAUGAAGAAACCGCUCAAAUCGCACUUUCUGCUCGUCUUCCUGAUGGAAUCGUUCCACACGAUCGGACUGGUGCUGCUGUUCUUCGUCGUGCUGCCCGAGGUGGACUCCGUCAAGGGUGCAAUGUUGACCAACUGUCUGUGUGUUAUACCGGGUAUGCUGGGUCUGUUUUCGCGCACCAACAAGGAAGGCAAACGGGCGGUAAAAUCGAUCGUCGAUUUGGCUGCGAUUGCGGCCCAAAUUACCGGCUUCAUCGUCUGGCCGCUGCUCGAGAAUCGGCCCGUGCUUUGGUUGAUUCCAGUGUCAGCUCUUCUAACAUCUUGCGGCUGGUGGGAAAACUACGUCUCACCACAGAGCCCCUUCUCGUUCGUACGAUCGCUUGGUCGCGUGAAGGAGGACCUGAAGCAAACGCGCUACUUCACCUACAUGUUCCUUUCGGUUUGGAAGAUUCUGCUGCUGUUCUGCUUCGUAAGCGUAAUACUGUUUGUGCGCGGUGAUGAGGUGGCCAAUCUUUUCUCACUCUUCGGGGCUGGGUACGGUCCGCACAAGAUCGUCGUGGAGGAGGUAGCUCUACCGUUCAGUUCCGCCCUGCCCGAUCUGGUCGAAGCUGCGCAAGCGGUAGACACGAUCGAUAUCGAUGCUGCCUACAACACGGUCACGUACGUGCUCAUCAUCCAGAUAUUGGCCGCCUAUCUGUGCUACAUUUUCGGCAAAUUCGCGUGCAAAAUCCUUAUUCAAGGUUUCAGCUACGCUUUCCCGGUGAAUCUAACCGUGCCGGUUGCGAUUUCGCUGCUCAUUGCUGCGUGCGGCAUUCGCAACGAUGAUCCGUGCUUCUUCCACGGCUCCAUUCCCGACUAUCUGUUCUUCGAGAGUCCGCCCGUCUUCCGGCUGAACGAUUUCGCCUCACGCCAGAUGGCGUGGGCCUGGUUGCUGUGGUUGCUCUCGCAAACCUGGAUCACGCUGCACAUCUGGACGCCCAAGUGCGAACGUUUGGCCAACACGGAGAAGCUGUUCGUGACGCCGAUGUACAGCGCGCUGCUGAUCGACCAGUCGAUGGCGAUGAACCGCCGGCGCGACGAUCAGGCCGACGUGAAGACGGAGGAUCUGGCGGAGAUCGAGAAGGAGAAGGGCGACGAGUACUACGAAACGAUCUCGGUGCACACGGACGGUUCGGCCCUGCCGCGCCCGAGCGUGAAGUCCUCCGAUCACAUCACGCGCAUCUACGCCUGCGCCACGCUUUGGCACGAAACGAAGGAGGAGAUGAUGGUGUUCCUCAAGUCGAUCAUGCGUAUGGAUGAGGAUCAGUGCGCACGACGCGUGGCACAGAAGUAUCUGCGUAUCGUCGAUCCCGAUUACUACGAGUUUGAAACGCACAUCUUCUUCGAUGACGCGUUCGAAAUUUCGGACCACAGCGACGAGGACAUUCAGUGUAAUCGGUUCGUGAAGAUUCUUGUCGACACCAUCGACGAAGCUGCCUCGGAAGUGCAUCAGACCAACAUUCGAUUGAGACCGCCCAAAAAGUACCCAACACCGUACGGUGGACGACUGGUGUGGACGCUGCCCGGUAAAACGAAGAUGAUUGCCCACCUGAAGGACAAGGAUCGCAUCCGGCACCGUAAGCGUUGGUCUCAGGUCAUGUACAUGUACUAUCUGCUCGGCCACCGGCUGAUGGAGCUGCCGAUUUCCGUCGACCGUAAGGAGGUGAUGGCGGAAAACACCUACCUGCUGACGCUGGACGGUGAUAUCGACUUUAACCCGAGCGCCGUGACGCUGCUGAUCGAUUUGAUGAAGAAGAAUAAGAACCUGGGUGCGGCUUGUGGGCGUAUUCAUCCGAUCGGCUCGGGACCGAUGGUGUGGUACCAGAAGUUCGAGUACGCUAUCGGCCAUUGGCUGCAGAAGGCAACGGAGCACAUGAUCGGUUGUGUACUUUGUAGUCCUGGUUGCUUUUCACUGUUCAGAGGAAAGGGUCUGAUGGACGACAAUGUAAUGCGCAAGUACACGACACGCUCGGACGAGGCACGGCACUACGUGCAGUACGAUCAGGGCGAGGAUCGUUGGCUGUGUACGCUGCUGCUGCAGCGUGGCUAUCGCGUCGAGUACUCGGCUGCCUCGGACGCCUACACCCACUGCCCGGAAGGGUUCAACGAGUUCUACAACCAGCGUCGCCGCUGGGUACCGUCCACCAUCGCCAACAUUAUGGACCUGCUGAUGGACUACAGGCGCACGAUCAAGAUCAACGACAACAUCUCGCUGCUGUACAUCUUCUACCAGAUGAUGCUGAUGGGCGGUACGAUCCUUGGCCCCGGUACGAUUUUCCUCAUGUUGGUGGGUGCGUUCGUGGCCGCGUUCAAGAUCGACAACUGGACCUCGUUCUACUACAACAUCAUACCGAUCAUGCUGUUCAUGCUGGUGUGCUUCACCUGCAAGUCCAACAUACAGCUGCUGGUCGCGCAGAUACUGUCCACCGUGUACGCAUUGAUCAUGAUGGCCGUCAUUGUCGGUACCGCGUUACAGCUCGGCGAGGACGGCAUCGGUUCACCGUCGGCCAUUUUCCUGAUAGCAAUGACGGGGUCCUUCUUUAUAGCGGCCUGUCUGCAUCCGCAAGAGUUUUGGUGUAUCGCGUCCGGCAUCAUCUAUCUGCUGUCGAUUCCGUCCAUGUACCUGCUGCUCAUCCUCUACUCCAUCAUCAAUCUGAACGUGGUCUCGUGGGGUACGCGCGAGGUGGUAGCGAAGAAGACGAAGAAAGAAAUGGAGCAGGAAAAGAAGGACGCCGAGGAGGCCGCCAAACGGGCGAAGCAAAAGUCGCUGCUUGGCUUCCUGCAGGGUGGCGUUGGGAAUGGGUCGGAUGAGGAGGGCUCGAUCGACAUCUCGAUCGCGGGCCUGUUCCGCUGUUUGCUCUGCACACACGGCAAAACGACGGACGAGAAGGCGCAGCUGAUUCACAUUGCCGAUGCGCUGGACGCCAUUACGAAGAAGAUUGAGAAUCUGGAAAAGCACAUCGACCCGCACGGACAUCAUACGCGCAAGCGCACUGCGUCGGCCGGGUCGAAGGAUCACCAUCUUGGCUCGGUGGCGGAGGAUACGGAGGACGAUGAUGAGGAUGAAGAUUCGGAGACUUCGACGCUGCAGCGCGAUGAACGUGACUUCCUCACCAAUCCGUACUGGAUCGAGGAUCCGGAUCUGAAGAAGGGCGAGGUGGACUUUAUUUCCAGCACCGAGAUCCAGUUCUGGAAGGACCUGAUCGAUAAGUACCUAUACCCGAUCGAUCAAAACAAGGAGGAACAGGCGAGAAUCGCCGUCGACCUGAAAGAACUGCGUAACAAGUCCGUGUUUGCGUUCUUCAUGUUCAACGCACUGUUCGUGCUGAUCGUGUUCUUGCUGCAGUUGAACAAAGACAAGCUGCACAUCAUUUGGCCGCUGGGCGUCAAAACGAACAUUACCUAUGACGAAGUUACAGCCGAGGUGCACAUCUCCAAGGAGUAUCUGCAGCUGGAACCGAUCGGUCUGGUGUUUGUGUUCUUCUUCGCCCUGAUUCUGAUCAUUCAGUUUGUGGCAAUGAUGUUCCAUCGGUUCGGCACACUGUCGCACAUUCUGGCCUCGACCGAGCUCAACUGGGCCUGCAACAAGAAGCCGGAGGAGCUUUCGCAGGAUGCUCUCAUAGACAAGCACGCUGUUGAGAUAGUCAAGAAUUUGCAACGACUGCAAGGCAUCGAUGGAGAUUACGACAAUGAUUCGGGCAGCGGUCCGGACCGCAUCGCACGCCGCCGCACGAUCCAGAACCUCGAAAAGGCACGGCAACCGCGCCGACAGAUUGGUACGCUCGAUGUGGCGUUCAAGAAGCGGUUCCUGAAGCUGACGGCCGACGAGAACAAUACCGCCACCCCGAUCCUUACCCGCCGGAUGACGAUGCGCCGCGAAACGAUCCGUGCGCUGGAGGUGCGCAAGAACUCGGUGAUGGCGGAGCGGCGCAAGUCGCAAAUGCAGACGCUCGGGGCCAACAACGAGUAUGGCAUUACGGGUGUGCCGAAUGGAAAUAAUAACGCCCCACCGAGGCCGACGCGCACUUCGAACGCUGGCGUUAGCGUGAAGGACAUCUUCAACGUGAACGGUGGUCCCGGCGGUGAAAUCUACGGUGUCACUGGCCAGGUGAACCAAGCGUACGAACCGGUAAUUGAGGAUGACGAUCGCAACUCGCUGCGCCUGCAGCCCCGCAACCAGGUCACCUGGGGUAACAAUGGUAACGCACGGUUGUGAGCCACAUGAGGAUAUUUCCCAAUAAACCUCCUUUCGACUGCUGACGCGCCGUUACGAUACGCAGGCACCGGAUCUGAUCAGGGUUUAUCACAGAUGCGAUCGGAUUGUAGAGUGGCGUAGUGUACUAACGGUCGAUCAAUACCUACGAACGAAUGAAUGAACAUGCGCGAGAGCGAGGAGUGUGUGUCUGCAUUAAGCGUGAAGUGUGGUUGUUGUGAGCAAUAAUUUAUAGACUCGAUAUUAUGUUAAGAGAGAUGAUGCAAGCGAGGGAAGGAAUAUGAAUGACAAAUGUUCAAAAAGCAAACAAAAAAAGCUAUACAAUAAUAGAUAGAUUGUGUGUUAAGCCCUUUUUUACAAGUCAAUAUUCAAAACAAUGCUCGUAAAACGGUUCUCACCUUUCGUGGAGCCAUUCAUACCAGGGUGUAGUAUGCGAGUGUUAGUUAUUUUCCUAUCCUGGACUGUGUUCCACGUAACAGAAGAAACUGCCUGCGUUUUAUACAUUCCGAGCUCAAAAUGAUCCAACAUUUGUGUAAAGCACACCGUUUAUAAACACUACCACUUAAUACUCAGCAACGUAGAACAAUUUAGUACAGCCUAAAUGAGCUAAAUGAGGAGAUCGUCCCAACAUCCACUGCCGCUACAACAGAGAGCGUGGAUGGUCAACCCAGCGCCGCUGUCCAACACUGCCCCGUCUAGCGUAAUGGCAAGAGCCGGGUGGUGCCUGCACACCCGCAGUGAAGCCUUUGCUCGCAGAGGAGGUGUAGGAUAUUUAUUUAAUUACUAGCGUUGUACAACUUACGCACCAGCCAGUGUAAGCCAAUACGCGGCAACGAAACAGACACGAGCAAACACACUGCCACAUGUUUCGCCAAACACGAAUCAAAAGCAAUGUGCGGUUGCGUUCAAAAUUAAGCGAUUUCUUUGUAAAUACGUACACAAACAAUACGGUGUGUUCGCUCUUUACUUCACCUCUACUCUUAAUUACGGUUCGACACUUUACGGCGUUUCGGUGUGGCCCCCCCUGGCCCCACCCCGUGGCGGGAUCUGCGCGAAACACGGAAAGCGAAUGUAAUGGAACUCGAUUGUGAUGUUUACAGCAAAUUGUACUCUACAAUAAAAUUGAUAGACUUAUUUUUAUAUGUUUUACAA